Penicillium waksmanii is the source of this 864-nucleotide messenger RNA. Its product is annotated as Adenosine kinase. Gene Ontology annotation, cellular component: nucleus; cytosol. The transcript has 6 exons. Gene Ontology annotation, molecular function: adenosine kinase activity. NCBI's taxonomy places the organism in Eukaryota, Fungi, Ascomycota, Eurotiomycetes, Eurotiales, Aspergillaceae. Gene Ontology annotation, biological process: purine ribonucleoside salvage. The record is from RefSeq and is a predicted model, not a curated record. The coding region runs from base 1 to 864 and encodes 287 amino acids.
AUGAUGCCAAAAAUCCUGUGUUUGGAAAAUCCUUUACUUGAUGUACAGGCCUUCGGGACCCUGAAGCUUCUUGAUAAGUAUGGAUUAAAAGCCAACAAUGCCAUUCUCGCCACAGAGUCCCACAGGGGUCUCUUUGAUGACCUGAUUGACAACUGGUCCGCGGAAACGACCGCAGGCGGUGGUGCUCAGAAUACAGCAAGAGGGUCACAAUAUAUGCUUCCACCCGACAGUGUCGUCUAUAUUGGUUGCGUCGGUAAUGACAGUUAUGCUGAAACCUUGCGAGAGUCGUGCAAAAAAGCAGGGGUUCGCACGGAAUACCUCGUCAAUAGGACACACCCAACAGGUCGAUGCGGCGUUAUUAUCACGGACAAAAACAGAAGCCUCUGCACCGAGCUAGGUGCCGCUAAUCAUUACAAAUUGGAACAUUUGCAGCGGCCCGAUAUAUGGAAGAUUGUUCAGUCGGCGCAGAUCUAUUUUGUCUGUCCAGCAGCGGCUUUGGCCCUGGCGAAAGAGGCCGCUUCUAAAAACAAAAUUUUCGUUAUGUCGCUAUCUGCUCCCUUCAUCCCAGCUGCAUUCAAAGAUGCCCUUGACAAGACUGAGCCAUUUUGGGAUUACAUCGUGGGCAACGAGAGUGAAGCCCUGGCAUGGGCACAAUCACAUGGAGCAAAGUCCGAGUCUAUUCCUGCGAUCGCCGAGCAUCUCGCCAACCUACCAAAAGCAAAUCUUCAAAGACCCCGGGUCGUAUUGAUUACUCAAGGUUCUUCUCCCACGGUCGUUGCGGUAUCUGGAACUCCAGGAUAUAAGGAGAUCCCUGUCCGCAAGAUUUCUGUAGAGGAUAUCAUUGACACGACCGGUGCUGGCUGA